AUGGGCGGCCGCUGGGCGGACGGGAGCGCGGACCCGGGCGGGCGGCGGAGGCCGGCGGCGGCGGCGGCGGCGGUUCCCGCGGCUCGGAGAGGCGGCGGCGAAGGCGACGCGGAAACUGCACCGCCACGGCGCGCUCCUGCUGUGUCUGGAGCUCCGGCGUCUCCUCUGCCUCGGGGCUGUGCGCCUCCCACCCGCCACCCUCCUCCUCCUCCUCCUCCUCCUCCUCCUCCUGCUCCUGCUCCUGCUCCUGCUCCUGCUCCUGCUCCUGCUCCCGCCCGCGCCCCCGCUCGCCGCGGCUCGCAGCCUCGCCCGGGAGCAGCUACUGUAAGUGUGAGUUGCUUAGACGAAGUCACACCCCCACGGAGGGAAGUGAUCGCGACGCGGCCGCAGCGAGCGUUGCCAAGCGCUAUCCCGGAGAAGCGGCGGCGUCUGCCUCUCGGGGUAACUAACGAGGGCGACGAAUCCUCCCGACCAACGCGGGCCGCGACCCGCCGCCGGGGCGCCCGCGAGGUGCCCGGGAAAUCGGCUCAGCAAAGCCCUAGGAGGAGGAGCUGGUCCCUUCGGCCUCGGCGGAGAGCCCGCUGCCCAUCACCGGCUCGCAGCAUCCACAGCCCCUGUCGUCACACCGUCACGCAUUCGCAGCGUGUGCUGACUUUGGAGGCUUGGGAUGGAAUGAUUAGUCAACGCGUGCUUGCGGAGUAAAUUGUAGACUUUCUAAACAUGGAGAUGGCAGGGCUGAUUGAAAUUCCAGUCAAGGAAUGUGACUUUUGAUACUUGCAGUGCGCCAG
Molecule: messenger RNA, 788 nt
Organism: Sorex araneus (European shrew)
Lineage: Eukaryota; Metazoa; Chordata; Mammalia; Eulipotyphla; Soricidae
Exons: 2
Coding region: 1-702 (233 amino acids)
Source: RefSeq, a predicted model, not a curated record